Xiphophorus couchianus (Monterrey platyfish) is the source of this 4410-nucleotide messenger RNA. RefSeq names its product splicing regulatory glutamine/lysine-rich protein 1 (gene srek1). The record is from RefSeq and is a predicted model, not a curated record. Gene Ontology annotation, cellular component: nucleoplasm. Gene Ontology annotation, molecular function: RNA binding. The transcript is spliced from 11 exons. The coding region runs from base 1891 to 3063 and encodes 390 amino acids. NCBI's taxonomy places the organism in Eukaryota, Metazoa, Chordata, Actinopteri, Cyprinodontiformes, Poeciliidae.
CAACACCCCUCUGUCGUUCUCCUCCAAAGUUUGUUAUAUAAAGUACCGAGACCCCUCAAGUGUUGGUGUGGCGCAACAUCUCACCAACACUGUUUUUAUUGACAGAGCUUUGAUAGUGGUUCCCUGCGCAGAAGAUGACUAGACUGGCCCAGCUGUUACACUACACUAGCCUGAGUCAGGCAUUGUUUUCCAAGCCACUAUCCCCGAUCGGGCCAACGCAGCCUUCAAGGGGGGGAUGUGACCCGGAGAAUAGCCCGCAGAACCUUCCAAGAUGGACACCUUGUCUCUUUUUUUUUUUUUUUUUUUUAAACUUUAUAUUUGUUUUCGGUUUGUUUCCUUUUCAUACUAUCCCAUGUUGUCCACUCUCCACUGUCUCUAUCUAGAAACUUGCAGGUUGUGUUUAUAUUUGUUAUUUUUUGUUUGUUAUUUUGAUUAUUGUCCAACCCCCCCAAUCCCUUCUCUCUUUCCGCUACAGCUGGAGCUUGUGUGUGGUUGAAUUCAGUCCAGGUUGCUACGGCACACCGGUGGGAUGUGUGCCACACAAAAGAUGCUAUGAGGAUCACUAACUCUUUUGUUCUCUUGUCUUCUACGUCUAUUGACGUAGUGAAGGGCUAGUCUGUGUGGAAAAAGUGAGCCUCAGUAACAAAUCAUAUAUAUAUAUAUCUUUCUUUCAAAUUAUCUGUGCACUUAUUCAUCUACUUGACACUGAACUAAGAAGGCAACAUUUAGUACUUUUUCCUCACAUUACUUCAGUACCGCUCUGAUGUGAAUGUUUAGUAAUGACACAGAACUGAUCAGUGUAGCAUCAUUCUCUCUUUGUAAUGCAUUAAUACAUUACUCUGUUCAUGUUUUGCUUAACAAAGAUGGUUGUUUGCCCCUUUAAUGCUGAAUUCCCUCUAGCUCUAGGUCAAAAUUGCACGGUGCCUUGCAAUAUUAUUCACAAAAUUGUUCUAAUUUUGUCUCGAUCCAACCACAAACUUUGAUGUGGGUUUUUUGGGGGGGAUUAUAUGUGCUAGGCUAAAGGUCUGCAAUGUGAGGAUCCGGAGCCUCAAGUGACUCUUUGGACGUUCCACAUCGGCUCCUAUUACCUUCCAGUAAAAAUAAUUAAGAACCAACUAAUGUUUUUGAAUUUUACUAUAUAAUAAUUGUUGUUUUUUUUAGUAUUAAUUCAUCUUUUGACAUGCAUUAAUUGCACUAAAUUCCUAACGCAGAAGAUGAUUUUUAGAUUUGUUUUUUCUUUUUCUUUUUUUACUUUUGGUUUAAAACACUAAAUGUAUAUAAAGUUUAAUUUUUUUUGUAUUUUUUCCAAACCAAAUAAUAGAAAUAAAACAGUGGUUCUAUAAAAAAUUACAACAAAAUUCCUAUAGCAGGUUUUUGUCUUUUUUUUCCCCGGACACAUACCAUUUGUGUCUCUAAACGAGCUUUAUUUCAGGGCCACAAAAUGGCUCUUUGGAUCGUAAAGGUCGCAGGCCCCAGUGCUAGACCAACAUAAUGCGGUCCAGCACACUUUACUCUGUGUCCGUCGGUCACAUAAAGUCCCAGUGGAGCAGGGUUGAGUUUGUGGCUGUGACAUGAGGAAAUGUGGGAAAGUUGAAGGGUUGUGAAUCUAUUUGCAAGGCACCGUUUAAAACUUUUAAAUCUUCCUCCUGAGAGAGAAAGGAAGAAUAUUAUUAUCCACAGUGGAGUGAGCACAAGUCCUAAUUGGUUGUUUUAUUGACCUCUUAGCAUUUCCAAAGUUCUUAAAACUGUUGUUCUUUUCUGUAUCUGAUGUUCUGUGUGCUAUUAGUGAUGCAGCCAUUGGGGGUUGUCUUGUGUUGCACACCUUUCCAACACUGCGAAACGAUCGCCCCCCCACUCCCCCCGCGGAAAAGCGUCCAUGCUUGAUAUCGUAUGGUUCAUGACCAAUAUGUUUCCAGUACAGGGAAGAUCCCAGAGGAGGCCAAGGCUCUGUCGCUGUUGGCACCUGCCGCCCCGGUACCCAGUCUGAUUCCAGGCGGAGGAUUGCUGCCGAUUCCCACUCCGGCUCCACUUCAGAACCUGAACCUCCCUCUAGUGAAUCGGAUCACAGCGGGCCUCGACGCCACAGCCUCUGCGCUCGCUCAGCCUCCCCUCAUCGGCAAUGUCGACCCGACGAAAAUCGAUGAGAUUAGGAGGACGGUUUAUGUUGGAAACCUAAACUCACAGACCACCACUGCAGAGCAGCUGCUGGAGUUCUUCAAGCAGGUGGGAGACGUGAAGUUUGUCCGGAUGGCCGGAGACGAGACUCAGCCGACCCGCUUCGCCUUCGUAGAGUUUGUGGAGCAGGACUCCGUGGCCAGAGCCCUCACUUUAAACGGAGUCAUGUUUGGAGACAGACCCCUGAAGGUCAAUCAUUCCAAUAAUGCCAUUGUUAAGCCCCCUGAGAUGACGCCACAGGCUGCUGCUAAGGAGCUGGAAAGUGUGAUGAAGAGGGUGAGGGAGGCCCAGUCCACCAUUGCUGCUGCCAUAGAACCAGCAGAGACCGAGCAGCGUUCCUCUAGCCGCUCCCAAAGGUCACGGCGGUCCCGUUCCCGGACGCGCUCUCGUUCCCACUCGAGAUCACGGAGGAAAAGGUCCCGCUCCAAACACAGACAAACACAAAGGUCUUUUCCUGGCGGUGACGCCCACAGUUCAAGGAGCGGCCACAAGAGGCGCUCUCGUUCCAGAGACAAGAGACAUGCCAGGAGUCGCUCCAGAGGCCACAAAAGGAGGAGCAAAGAUCGGUCCAGAAGCCCUCGAAGGAAAGCGAGAUCACCUUCACCAAAACGAAGUAAACGGGAGAAGAAGAGGGAGCGCAGCAGAGACAGGAAGGAGCGCUCCACGUCCAGGAAGAGAAGCCGCAAAGAUGAGGAGCGGAUAAAGAGCAAAUCCAAGACAACCAAGCAGGACUACAAAAGGGAAGAAAAGGCGGCGUAUGGGAGCGACAGAGAAGGCUCAGCCACGCCAAGUGACAACAUGACAUCAUCACUGCGCGCCCAGCACAACGGCACCUACAAAACCCACAGAGGGGAGGCCGCGUUUCUGGGCCGCAACGCGACCAAGUGAACAGCCGCCGCUCGCGUCUCCCUCGUCCCGUCGCGCGCGUCAUCUCCCACCACUUGUCGCCUCAUCACGAGUGUCUUCCGUUCCGCGUUACGAACUCCCGCUUCUAACCCGAGGAUUCUGACGGCGAGCUCAUUUUCCUGCCUGGAGGACAGGAGAGACGGUGCUUCAACACGACCUUCCAGGGUGAAAGCACGUCGGCGUCAUCCCGACGGCGGCGCUUGUUUCAAAGCAGUUCCGACGGACUACGCGAUGUCGCAGAAAGAAAAACGAAACCCUGGUCAAAGCUGCUGAGAUCGACCAACGCGUUUGGAAACCUGGAGCCAACCGAAGAGUGGGUCGGGCCGCGGUCAACAUUAUUUGGUAAAACUUCAUUAAUGCCUCUCAGACUUGCAGUGUUUUGUCAUGUUCCAGUACAUCAACCCUUCCCUCAAAAUAAAUUCCUCCUCAGUAACGGAGUAAAAAUACUAAUUAUGAAAAUAGGAAACGUGAUCUAAUUGUUUUUAUAUAAGCCAACAUUUGGUUAGAAACAGUGUUACCCUGGUAACAGUGAUGGCUGGAUCUCAUCUAGUUUCCCAAUCGUUUUUCUUUCAAUGUUUACAAGAAUCCAAACUGCUAUUUUUUUCAAAGUAUUAAAAAAAAACAAAAAAAAACUUGUGGUUUUUUUUCAGCCAGCUGACUGGCAGUGUACAGGACUAUCGCUCUAAGCUCCAAACACUGUUAGGAAACUUUGAGCGGUGAUAUUUGAAAGCCAUUUUGUACCUUGAUGGCAGUAACCAGCCCGUGCUUACUUCUCAGAACCACGUGUGCAGCAGGAAUCUGCUUAAGUCAUAAAAACUGUAUAUCGAUUAUUGUCUUAAUUAUUUAUUUAGUCAAUAAAUGUGAGUGGGAUCAUAAAGGGGCAAGAGGUAUUUUGAUAUAAGAAAAACAAAAAAGAAAACAAAAAACUUUUAUAUCUGCAACUACAAAAACUGGAUCAAUUUGGUCAACCAAAACAAUAAAAAUAUUUAGUUUUUUUGUGUGUUUUUGGCCUUUAUAAUAUAUAGUUUUAAUUAGAAUCAAUAGCGAGUAGUUUCACCAGAACUGUUGCUAUAUAUUGUGUGUUGUGUCAAAUAUUUGUCAGGAAUCCAUAUAUGAAUUUUAAAGCUACUAAAUUAAAAAACAAAUCCAUUGACAUUAACAACUUUAAUCUCAUUUCAGUUGAUAUUUCUUUUUUUUUAAGUGAUUAUUUAAAGGUGAGAAGGGAAAGAAUGGUUUGAUCCAGAACUUUUCUAAGCGCAACAAACGAAAAGGAUGUGCAAAAUUGAAAAAUACAAAAAAACAACCAAAAACUUAAUUUCACUAAAAACG